Messenger RNA from Drosophila sechellia, 459 nucleotides. RefSeq names its product cuticle protein 16.5. The transcript has a single exon. Lineage: Eukaryota; Metazoa; Arthropoda; Insecta; Diptera; Drosophilidae. The record is from RefSeq and is a predicted model, not a curated record. The coding region runs from base 56 to 373 and encodes 105 amino acids.
AUUGGCAAAACCAUCAGUCACUGAACAACCAACAAGCACAAACAACCAAAUCAACAUGAAGUUCCUCAUCUGCUUGACCCUGUGCAUUGCCGCCGCCCAGGCAGGAUUCAUUGCAUCUCCAGUGGCCACCUAUGCCGCCACCUACUCCGCAGCUGCUUCCUUGGCCUACUCCGCUCCGGUGGCCACCUACUCCGCUCCAGCCUACUCCACAUAUGCCGCUGCCACCGUUCCCGCAUACACAGCCUACUCCGCGUUAAGUGCUCCUGCUUACACUGCUCCUGUGACCACAUAUGCCGCCGGAACUGCCUAUGCUGCUCCCAUCACCACCUUCGCAGCUCCCGCUGUCGUCAGCUCCUUCUUAAAGAAGAAGUAAACAGGACUCCUCUGGAAUACGUAAUGACCGUUUAAAGCAAUGUGAAACAUGCUAUUUAUUACCUAAAUAUAAAAUAUGAGAGCAAA